AUGGAGCUGUCCGAGAACAAGCAGAGAAUGCUUCGCGGGGAGCUCUAUUAUGCAUUCACCCCCGAGCUGGUCGCAGAUAGAGCUCGCUGCAAACACACCUGCGCUCGGUACAACAACGCUGGAGACGCUCCGCGCCGAAACCUGACCGAGCUGUUCCGAGACAUUCUCUGCGACAAGACGCCCCUUCCGCCCGUAGCUGCUACCCCCGAAGAGGACGACAAGCUGUUCGAUGACGAUCCUUGGAUCGAGCCUCCAGUCGCCAUGGACUAUGGCUUCAACGUCCGCCUCGGCAAGAACGUCUUCAUCAACUUCCACGCUGUCUUCCUAGAUACAUGCCUCAUAAGCAUCGGCAGCCGCACCCUCGUGGGGCCCAAUGUUUCCUUCUUCUCCGGGACGCAUCCUCUCGACCCCACAAUCCGCCAAGGCACGCGCGGGCCAGAGCUGGGGAAGGAGAUACACAUAGGAGAGGAUUGCUGGAUCGGAGGCAACGUUGUCAUCCUCCCCGGAGUUACUAUCGGCAGAGGCAGCGUAGUUGGUGCCGGGAGCGUCGUAACGAAGAGUGUGCCCGAGUUCCAUGUCGUCGCAGGUAAUCCUGCCAAGAUCAUAAGGAAAGUCGAGACUGCCAUGGAUCCGGCAAGCGCCGCUGAAUGGACAGGCUGGCCGGACGAAAAUGUCGGCGGAGCUGAAUUGCCUAUGGCGGAGAUGGGUGAGCGCGAUGAAGCUGUUCAAACACUGCCCGAGCCCAAAUGA
Trematosphaeria pertusa is the source of this 750-nucleotide messenger RNA. RefSeq names its product maltose O-acetyltransferas-like protein. Lineage: Eukaryota; Fungi; Ascomycota; Dothideomycetes; Pleosporales; Trematosphaeriaceae. The record is from RefSeq and is a predicted model, not a curated record. The transcript is spliced from 2 exons. The coding region runs from base 1 to 750 and encodes 249 amino acids. Gene Ontology annotation, molecular function: acetyltransferase activity.